Uncinocarpus reesii 1704 is the source of this 1050-nucleotide messenger RNA. RefSeq names its product dimethyladenosine transferase. Bases 1 to 1050 code for a protein of 349 amino acids. Gene Ontology annotation, biological process: rRNA methylation. The transcript has 4 exons. The record is from RefSeq and is a predicted model, not a curated record. Gene Ontology annotation, cellular component: mitochondrial matrix. Gene Ontology annotation, molecular function: rRNA (adenine-N6,N6-)-dimethyltransferase activity. Lineage: Eukaryota; Fungi; Ascomycota; Eurotiomycetes; Onygenales; Onygenaceae.
AUGCCAAAAGCACCACAGAAGAAGCGCAAUAGCGCAGGCAAGGCUGGGCCCUAUGCGCACGCCGCCGCCAAAACGAACGCUGCAAAUAGCAUCUUUCGUAUGAACACAGAUAUCGGUCAGCACGUCUUGAAGAAUCCAGGUGUCGCUCAAGCUAUAGUUGAUAAAGCAGAUCUGAAGCAAAGCGAUGUCGUCCUAGAAGUCGGUCCUGGUUCCGGGAAUCUUACAGUCAAGAUAUUAGAGAAAGCCAAGAAGGUCGUCGCAGUGGAAUUAGAUCCGCGAAUGGCGGCCGAAGUUACAAAGCGCGUUCAAGGAACGCCUGAGCAAAAGCGACUGGAAGUUUUACUUGGAGAUGUGAUAAAAACGGAUCUACCAUAUUUCGAUGUUUGCAUCAGCAACACCCCAUAUCAGAUUUCUUCUCCGUUAACCUUUAAACUCCUUGCAACCACGCCCGCUCCCCGAGUUUGCAUUCUCAUGUUUCAACGGGAAUUCGCCAUGCGACUCUUUGCAAAACCUGGGGAUAAACUCUAUAGUCGGCUAUCCGUUAACGCCCAGAUGUGGGCGAAAAUCGAUCAUAUCAUGAAAGUAGGCAAAAAUAAUUUCAAGCCGCCCCCCGCCGUUGAAUCGAGCGUUGUCCGUAUCGUCCCGAAGGUUCCCCGACCUGACAUUAGCUAUGAUGAAUGGGAUGGCUUGCUCCGGGUUGCAUUCGUGAGGAAGAAUAAGACACUACGGUCAAGUUUCCUCGGAACAUCUAGUGUUUUGAAUAUGCUAGAAAGCAACUAUACAACGUGGUGCGCUCAAAACGAUAUCCCCGUCGAGGUCGGCCCAGAGGAGGACGGCGAAGACGAAGUUAUGGGCGACGAUCAAGAGGAUGCUGACCUUGACGAGUUGAUGGACGUUGACGAUGACGAAAUCCCCGAUUUCUUUAAAGAAAAGCAUGAUCCAGCAUCACAGGCCGUCAAGACAAAACCCAGCAAAAAACGGGGAAAAGUAGCGAAAUUGGUUCGCGAAAAGAUAAGCGAGCAAGAAUGUGUGAUGAAGGCGACUUUUUAA